Molecule: messenger RNA, 2613 nt
Organism: Oryzias latipes (Japanese medaka)
Lineage: Eukaryota; Metazoa; Chordata; Actinopteri; Beloniformes; Adrianichthyidae
Molecular function (GO): nucleic acid binding
Source: RefSeq, a predicted model, not a curated record
AUCAGAACCAGUCGUCCGUUAGAACUAUUGUGCAUGGACUUUUUGUCGCUUGAGCCGGACCUAAGUAACACCAAAGACAUUCUGGUCCUAACAGAUCAUUUCACAAAGUAUGCCAUAGCUAUUCCAACUGCUAAUCAAAGAGCAAAGACUGUUGCUAAGUGUCUAUGGGAGAACUUUAUUGUGCACUACGGCGUUCCAGAGCGUCUGCACACUGAUUAAGGUCCAGACUUUGAAUCCCACCUUAUUAAAGAACUCUGCGUCAUUGCUGGCAUAGAGAAAUCACGGACCACGCCAUACCAUCCUCGUGGGAACCCUGUAGAGAGGUUCAAUCGGACAUUGUUGAGCAUGCUUGGUACUCUGGAGCCAGAGCAGAAGAGGAGGUGGAAGGAGUAUGUUAAGCCGCUGGUGCAUGCCUACAACUGCACCAGAAAUGAAGUCACUGGCUACACUCCUUAUGAACUCAUGUUUGGUCGCUCUCCACGGUUGCCCAUUGACUUAGCCUUCGGCCUUCCCGUUCGCGACACGCCAUCAACCUCGCACUCCCAAUAUGUGCAGAAUCUGCGCUCUCGGCUCGAAGAGAGUUACCUGCUGGCCUCCAAAUCAGCAGCAAAAUCAGCUGUUAGGAACAAAGACCGCUUUGAUCGACGGGUCAGACCAUCUCUCCUUGAGGCGGGGGAUCGAGUGCUCGUCCGAAAUGUGCGCUCUCGGGGUAAACACAAGCUAAAGGACGUAUGGGAGGAGUGUGUUUAUGUUGUUGUGGAUCAGGUUGGAGAUCUUCCUGUCUACACUGUGCGACCUGAAACGGAUCCUUCAGGUCGAACCAGGACCCUCCACAGAGAUCUCCUACUUCCGUGUGGGUUUUUACCUGAGGAACCAUGUGUGUCGCCUGUUGCUGUUGUGAGCCGACCCCGAACCCGGAGUCGGGGAAAGUUUGAUGGGGUUAUGGAUGGGUAUCGAAGCGAUGAGGAAGAGGGGAGAGUUCCUUAUGUGUCAUCCCCCCAGCCUGAGACAUUUUAUGUCACUGGCACUCGUCCGAUCACACCAGCAACCGGUAAUGCUGCAAUGCCUGACUCUGCCUUCCUACCUGAGGGGGAUUUGCCAGUUAGAGGGUCACCUGAGGAGGCUGUUGCCUUUGAACCUCCUUCAUUCCAUGGGGGGGAGCAGGAGGAUGUCUCUAAUGCCUCUGGGGAGCUUGAAGAGGAAUCGGGACCCAGUGAAAGCCCCACUGAUUCUGUCCAGGAUGGUCACCUGGCAGGGACAUCACCCUUUUCGGCAGUUGCUGAGCCUGAUUUAGCUAUAGCUCCCGCCUCUGUUCCAGACAGUACAAGUGAGGAUGCCAGGCUGGCAUCCAGUGGGCCCGUUCAGCGACCCACAAGGAUCAGACACCAGCCUGCCCGUUUGCAGUAUUCCGCUUUGGGUCAGCCGCUUGUUUCUGUGGUGCAGACGCUUUUGCAUAGUCUGGCUGAUGCUUUCCAUACACCUGCGCCCAGCCCCUAUGGCCACGUCGACGUCAUCUAGCAUGCACCGGAGCGGCAUGGACUUUAAGGGGGGUGGGUGUAGCCCAGGUGGUUUUACCUACUUUGUUUUGCCUUAACCGUCUGUUAGUUUCCUUUCUGCGCAUUUCUCGUCACCUUCUGUUUCCCCUUCGACGUCACUCCCUCACGUGGGCUAGUUGGCCAAUCACGGCCAAGCUUCUCGUGUCAUCAGGACAUCACGUGAUACGGCGCGACCAGUCGCGUACGCUUAUUAGGGUGCAGGGAAUCAAUGGUUUAAGACGCGGCGGGGAAGCUACAUGAGCGGAGCCCUCUAUCCGGUCCACAGUUCCACCAUACAUAAAAGCGUUGGUAAUAUGUGGUUGGCGGAAUCUGGUGAGUUGUCUAUUUGUUUGCUAACGUAGCUUUAGCUGCUACUGUGUAUCAGAUGUGGUUAACGUUAAAUGUUACCUAUCAUAUCCAAGCAUAAUGACUCAUAGUAUGACCCGAAUAUUGUACAUUCAGUAUGGGUAUAUGUUAUGUUAAUAUGUUUAAUGUUUUGUCUUUGUCUUUACAUGAAUGUAGCACAGCUAGUGCUGUGUUUAUGAUUUUUGUGUGCACACUAUAUGUUAUGAUGUUUUAUAUUGUUUUUGACGUGUUAACACGCGAUUUCCUGUGGCUUUGGUCCUGUUAUCCAGGCCGGGUCCAGGUGGCGAGCUAGACCUUGGAAUCUGAACACUAAGAAGAGCCGCGUCCUCCCUCCGGGCCGGUAGAGGGUUUUUGUUUCUUCUUGUCUUUCCCUCAUAAGUCAAAGCACAGUUUUCUGCUGUUUCCCUGAACGGUUCGACAGACCUUCAUUUGACUCUCCCCACCGCAACGGCUUCCUUGAGCCGCUAUGGAUAUCCUCUGAACGGUGGGCGAGUCUUCUUUGAACAUUUUCUCCCUGUGUGGUGCAGUUAAAGAGAAACUGGACUCUUCCCCUCUGACAAAGGCUAUCUUAACAAGAGUAUAGUAAUGCUGAUGUGUUUACUUCUUGAAGUGCUUUUGUAUAUAUAUGUUUGAAUGGCCAUUCUAUGUUUCACUAUUUAUCACUGUAAAUCAUCUGUACAAGUCAUUAAAGGUGCUACUAAUCCAUGAACAA